AUGUCUGCUACUACCAAGAACUACCAAGGUGGAAAGGUCCACGGCCAAAUUCUAAAGAGCCAAGAAGCUUCUUUGGACUCUAUUGCUGCUGAGUUUGCUUCUGAGCUGGAUGAAGCCACAAUUGAGAAAUACAAGGCAAAGUUCAUGUUGUACGACAUCAACAACAGUGGUGACAUUGACCAGUAUGAGCUUCAGCUGAUGAUGGAGAAGAUCGGUCAAACAAAGACCCAUUUGGAACUCAAGAAGAUGAUUGCAGAGGUGGACAGCACUGGCAAGGGUACCAUUAACUUUAGAGAUUUCUUGGUCAUGAUGACCGGCAAGAAGAGCUCCAUUCUCCAAAAGAUUCUGAUGUUUGAGGAGCUUGCCAAGAAGCCAGAGACUCCAAAGGGUCCACCUCCAAAGAAGUCAAUCUCUGACUUCCUCUAG
Molecule: messenger RNA, 426 nt
Organism: Acytostelium subglobosum LB1
Lineage: Eukaryota; Evosea; Eumycetozoa; Acytosteliales; Acytosteliaceae
Exons: 2
Coding region: 1-426 (141 amino acids)
Biological process (GO): actin filament bundle assembly; ruffle assembly
Cellular component (GO): actin filament; ruffle membrane
Molecular function (GO): calcium ion binding; actin filament binding
Source: RefSeq, a predicted model, not a curated record